This is a messenger RNA of Frankliniella occidentalis (western flower thrips), 1228 nucleotides long. RefSeq names its product cilia- and flagella-associated protein 161-like. The coding region runs from base 56 to 1195 and encodes 379 amino acids. The record is from RefSeq and is a predicted model, not a curated record. Gene Ontology annotation, cellular component: motile cilium. The transcript has 5 exons. Gene Ontology annotation, biological process: cilium assembly. NCBI's taxonomy places the organism in Eukaryota, Metazoa, Arthropoda, Insecta, Thysanoptera, Thripidae.
CAAUAACAAGCCCCCCGUCGACGCCACGGCCGCCGCCGCCGCCGCCGCCACCACCAUGCUGCAGGAGGCGUGGCACACGCCCGACCUGCGGCCCUACGGCGACCGCGUGCUCGUCGGGCCGUGGCUCGCCUCGCAGCACCUGCAGCGCGCGCGCCACGAGCUCUUCCGCCGCGACUACGAGCAGGGGGUGCUGCCGCUGCAGAACACGCGGCGCAUGAAGGCCAACCUGCUGCGGCCGCAGACACUGGCCGCGCCCGACGCGCUGCUGCGGCUGGGCGACGUGGUGCAGGUGCUGGCCCCGGACAUGCCCGCCUUCUCCCUGGCCGGGGGCCGCGGACACCUCGGGGUGUUCCUCGCCGGCACGGUGGACGACGCCGAGGUCGACCGCUGCCAGUUCCUAAGCGAAGGCAGCCGCCUCCACGGCAGCGCGCAGACGGAGCCGUGCGUGCGCAACGCGUGGCGCCUGUGCGCGGAGGACGGCACGGCGCGCCUGGACGGCUGCCCGCUGCGCCUGGGGCAGUGCUUCACGCUGCGCGCCGUCGAGGCGGGCACCCGCUGCCCGCUCUACAUCCGCGCCCAGUGCAACACCACCAACGAGGUCGGCUGCGGCCCGCCACGGCUGGAGCUGAGCACGACGUGCGACACGUACUGCCGCUGGCGCGCGCUGCACUGCGACAAGCACAGGCGGCCCGAGACCGAGGGCGGCACCUUCCCGGCCAACAUGCGCCUUGUGCUGCAGCAUGCCGCCUCCAACCUCAACCUGGCGGCCAGUGCGGGCGGCAAGCGCCACUGGGUCCUCACCUUCUUCGGCAGGGAGUGCAAGAUCGGGCUCCGGAACUACACGGACCAGUACGGCCAGGUGACGUCCGAGAACGUGUGGAUGCUGGGCGUACAGCGGCUGCGCGACCGGCGCACCGAGUUGCCCUGCCCGGCGCCUGAGCUGUACCCGCCGCUGCCGCCGCCCGCCGACCCCUGCCCCUGGGCUCCGGACGCCACCUGCCCCCAGGAGCGCGCCUGCCCGCCUCCGCCGCCCGUGCUGCCGCCCCAGUGCCCGCCGCCGCCGCCCCUGCUGCCGCCCCCGUGCCCGCCCCCGCAGCAGCGCAAGAGCGACUGCACCGCCGACAUGCCCUGCCAGCGCGACACCAAGGUAACACCCCAUGGUACCAAUUACAUUUGCACCCCAUCGUGCCCAUGACAUUUGAAGGUCACGGUACCAACAAUAUUUGUA